GCCUGGAGUAACGUUCUGUGGUCUGGAAGUUCGAUCUGAAGUUCCAUAAAAUGGUGGCUGUUUCAAGGUUGUGAGAGUGAUACGAUGGUCACCAUGAGUCGGAGCAGAAGACCCCGUGUUUCCCCAAGAGAGGAGGCCAACAAAUGGUGUGGAAUUGGAUCUGACCAGGAAGGAUUUGAAAUAAAGUUCAUCAAUAAAUCUAUAGGCUAUGGACUUUACACAACAAGGCAGUUUGAGAAGGACAGCUUUCUCCUAGAAUAUAGGGGUGUGCUAAGUGUAGCAUCUGAGGACACUGAAAACGAAGAAUACACCUUUCAUUUCAAGCAUCAGGGGGCUGACUAUAAAAUUGAUGCAUCAGAUCCUGGUUGUUGCCUUGCCCGGUGGAUAAAUGAUGAUCAUAAGCACCCAAACUGCAUCAUUAAAAAGGUCAUCUUAAAAAAUGAUUCAAGUCCACAUUUGUGUCUGUUUGCUCUUCGAGAACUUAAGGCGGGAACAGAGCUGAGAUACGACUACAACAUCCAAGAUCUUCCUUGGAGGCAGCCUAUGUCACGUUUCCACUCAGAAGAAGCUGCAUCAACAGUGGCUCUAACCCAGCCUUUGUCAUCUGAGCAGUCAAAAGAAGCUACGUGUACUUCAGCUAUGGAACUUACCCAGCCUUUGUCAUCUUGCGAGUCAGGAGAAGCUUCUUCAGCUGUGGACCUCACGCAGCCUUUGUCAUCUGAGCAGUCAAAAGAAGCUACAUGUACUUCAGCUAUGGAACUUACCCAGCCUUUGUCAUCUUGCGAGUCAGGAGAAGCUUCUUCAGCUGUGGACCUCACGCAGCCUUUGUCAUCUGAGCAGUCAAAAGAAGCUACAUGUACUUCAGCUAUGGAACUUACCCAGCCUUUGUCAUCUUGCGAGUCAGGAGAAGCUUCUUCAGCUGUGGACCUCAUCCAGCCUUUGUCAUCUGAGGAGUCAAAAGAAGCUACAUGUACUUCAUCUAUGGAACUUACCCAGCCUUUGUCAUCUUGCGAGUCAGGAGAAGCUUCUUCAGCUGUGGACCUCACCCAGCCUUUGUCAGCCUACCAGUCAGAAGAAACUUCAGUAGUAUCGCUCACUUUUCCUCAGUCUUCUUGUCAGUCAUUAGAAGAUUCUUCAGCCGUGGUUGUCACCCAACCUCUAUCAUUUUGUCAGUUCUUAGGAGUCUCUUCAGAAGUAUCUCACACUCUUCAUCAAUCACCUUACCAAUUUAAAAAAACUUCAGCAGCAGCCCCGACCGCACCUAUGUUUUCCCGUCAUUCACAAGGAGCCCCUUCAGUUGUUGCCCUUGUCCUACCUCAGAAAUCUCACCAGUCAGAAGAAUCAUCUUCACAAGUGGCCUUCACCCAGCCUAAUUCUUCUUGCCUGUCACAAGAAGACUCUUCUGUGCCAAUAGAAGAGUUUAGUGAUUCUAGUGUCUUGUCUUCUAGUUGUGAAAGCGACAGUGGAGAGGAUGAGGAUGAUGCACUUUUUGUAACCAAGAGGAAAACUUCAGCAGCAGCCCCGACCGCACCUAUGUUUUCCCGUCAUUCACAAGGAGCCCCUUCAGUUGUUGCCCUUGUCCUACCUCAGAAAUCUCACCAGUCAGAAGAAUCAUCUUCACAAGUGGCCUUCACCCAGCCUAAUUCUUCUUGCCUGUCACAAGAAGACUCUUCUGUGCCAAUAGAAGAGUUUAGUGAUUCUAGUGUCUUGUCUUCUAGUUGUGAAAGCGACAGUGGAGAGGAUGAGGAUGAUGCACUUUUUGUAACCAAGAGGAGGCGAUUAAGCUCUCCCACAUACACCACUGAUGAUGAUGUCAAUGAUCCAAGCUACAUUCCAUCUGGUUCCGAUUUACAUGAUGAAGGAAGUGAGGUGUUCCCUUUGGCAGAUACAGCUGCUGAUGAUAAGAAGUCGCAUGUCGGCAUUGAAGAGAAAGCACCGGUGAAGCAAACUUGUAAGGUCAGUAGUUGUGUAAUAGACAGCUCUUCGGGACAAGAAGAUGUAUGCAGUGAGAAGGGAGCAUCCUACAAGAAACCAUACAGAUUCUGUAUAUACUGCAAACAGUUCAAGUCUAAAUUGUCCGAUCAUCUUGUGAAAAAGCAUAUGAAUGAAGAGAGAGUGAAAAAUGCGCUUCUCCUCCCCAAGAAGCAAAGAAUAGAAGAAUUUGAUGGCAUACGAAAAGAGGGAACAUUUGAAGUUAAUAAAGAGAGAUCAAGAGAUGAUGAACCAUCCUAUGAGAGAGAAAGGAAGACCUCCUAUAAGACGGAUCUUAUUAUCUGUGGAUCAUGUUCAGGUGCCUAUGCUGCAGGUUACAUGAAGAAACAUAAGCGCACAUGUGGAAAGUCCUCAGACAGCAGCAGUCCUUGCUUGAACCUUCAAGCAUCCCUUCUCAAAUUGGUGCAAAUUUCGGAUGGCCAGUUCAUCGGUGAGGUGUUAAGUAGGUUCCGGAAGGAUGAAAUAGGCCUUCUGUGUCAGCAAGAUGAAGUACUCGUUGAUAUUGGACGAAGAUUGUGGAGUAAGCAGAAAAGGAAAAUGGACAAAAGAGCAGGAGUGCGCAAAUCUGUGAUGACAGACAUGAGGCGGCUAGCUGGGCUUUAUCUUGCAUUGAAGGAUACCCAAGAGAAGCUUGGACCUCUUCCAGUGCAUGCACAGAAUGUGUCAGACUUGAUGCAAAGGUCUAAUUUCAGACAUCUUGAAGAGGCAGUUGAGAAGUUCACUGAGCGUGAAAAGUGUAAUGAAGGUGUUGGCAUCAAGGCAGGGCUUAAGGUGGGUCUAUUUUAUUUGCUUAAGUCAUCAAGCAAGAUCCUUAAAGCCAUGUUUCUCAUGGAUGACCAGGAUGGAGAAGCGGAGCAAAUAGACAGAUUCACGGCUGUCCUGGACUUACAAUACAAUAAUGUAUUUGGGGAUGCGACUUACCAUCUGAACCGCAACCGAGAGGAAAAGUUGAGGAGGCCAAGCGGGCAGUCUUUAGAAUCUGACAUCAAGAUUAUCAGAGAGUAUACGACUACUAGGAUCGACGAGCUAGUAGGAAACGAGCUUGAAUUCUUCGACAAGCAUCGGUUUGUAGAACUCCGUGACUGCAUAGUGGCACGCCUUACACUUUUCAAUGCAAGACGUGGUGGAGAACCGAGCAGACUGUUCGUCAAAUGUUGGGAGGAUGCAAAAUCGGGAGCGUGGCUUGAUAAGCAGCAAUUGGACAAAUUGGAUCCGAUAGAUAAAGUCCUUGCACAAGACAUCAGGGUUGGAUACCAGACGGGCAAGGGUAGACACCUUGUACCUGUUUUGUUUCCCAAGGACACUCAUAAAGCACUGGACAUAUUGGUGGACAAAGAAGUUCGUUCAACUGCAUCGGUACUCAGCAACAACACAUAUCUGUUCCCAACAACAACUGGGACAGAUUCUCAUGUUUCAGGCUGGCAUUCUCUAGACAAUAUCUGUGACAAGGUGACCCUAACCGAUCGAAGAUCAGUAACGGCAACAAAGAACAGACACAGGCUCAGUGUUCUCUUUGCUCUAGCAGAUGUACCAGAAGCUGACCGAGGAUAUAUCUUUAAGCAUCUCGGUCAUUCCGAAGAGACGAACUGCCAUGUGUAUCAAGCCCCACUUGCAAUAAAAGAAAUCACCGUAGUAGGCAAACGACUACAGUGCAUGGAUAAAGGUACAUCAGAUGAUCAUGCUGCUCAGUCAGAUGCUGAUGAUGAUGAUGAUGCAAGUGGGCCUUCACUUUCCCAUGCAGAUGAUCAUGCUGCUCAGUCAGAUGCUGAUGAUGAUGAUGAUGCAAGUGGGCCUUCACUUUCCCAUGCAAAUACGGCCUCUCGUGGUAAACAGAAGAUGACAUCUGCCCUUCCCAAAAAAGUUCACAAGUACACCAAGUGGCGGAAAUGUGACGAGCAGCAACUGUUCAGGCACUUUGACAACUAUCUGAAGGGAAAGGGUGGCAAGAAGCUGCCAGGGAAAAAAGAGAUUAUCGCCUUCCUGCAAAGACAUGCGUCAUUUCCUCAUGGCAUCGACACCAUACACAACAAGAUGAUGAAUGAGGUGUACAAGAGAUCAAACAAGUGCCUUCCUGUUGUUUGAUUAUGAGGGGGCAGAUAUCUUUUGUUUCUAUACCUGACAUACUAUCAUCCAUGCAGAUGUGGAGGAGACUACUCAAUCUCUCAGGAUUGUACUUUGGUGAACAUUGAGCAUCAUGCACUGUUCUCACAACUCCUCUUGUCUGGAAGAGCAACUUCCUAAGAGUCCUGAUAAACUAUACAAACUGAUACAUCAAAGAGAUGAGAAAACAUUGUAAAUGAAAUACAUGUACAAAUAAUUGCUGUCAGUGUAUCAAGAUAUUGGUAGACCUGAAGACCAACAAUUUCAUGGCCUGUCCAGUGGAACAGAUAAAAAAUACACAGAAUGACAAAGAGAUUCCGAAAGAUCUUUUCUUUUAAGUUUAACAUACUGAUCUUUAUGAUUAACAAAAUGAUUUCAUGAACCAUGUGAUGUUAUGGGGAAAGGCAUGGCAAGAGUUAGUAAACCUAAAAAAACAUGACUAAGUAAAUAAGAGCAAAUCAUAUGCAUAUGCAUGUAAAUUAGAACCUGUUUGCAAAGAUCACUGUGCUAUGUCUCAUUUUUAUUACAUGUACAUGUAUGUAUUCUUACAAGUUUCAUUGCUGACUGCUUUUCUUUUUUUAAACGUUCUUGUGCAUGAAGACGUAUCUUGUUUUGUUUCAGAGCUGUAAGACCCUGAAUACAUAUAGCUUCAAAAAUUAGAAUUGUCAUUUAAGGAUAAAUCUUGUGACCUUCUACACAAAGAUGAAAGGUCAAAAACUUGAUACAACAUGCUUUUCAGGUUCUUCUUAGUGAAUACUCAUAUUUGUCAAAUUAUCCAUCAGGAGCUUUUCCAAAAUCCCAAAAUUCAGCAAGAACAGUUAUGCAGAUGAGUCUUAGUCCUAUCUUAGCAACCAUUUUAACCUUCACUUGUAAAAUGGACUGUUUUUCCAUCAGAAAUAGCAAAAUGAACGAAGUGAUGCUAGAGGUAGUUGUGUGAAAUUCCCUAAUUACUUGAUAGAGAUGGCAUCUCUGAAAAUAUCAAGAAAUUAAUCAUUGAGAGAAAUAGGGCCAAUAAUCUGUGCCCUCAGUACGCAAUAAAUUUAUUCACAAUAUACGUACAUAUGAAGGAAACAAAAUUACUGCCAUAUUCAAACAUGUAUUUUUUUAUUCAAUGGAAAAUUAUUAGAAUAAAUGCAACAAAAAAAAAGUGAAUCCCCCUUAAGUCAAAAUAGCGUAACUUUUUAUGCCUUGCAGACUUAGUCUGGAGGGGGCAUGAUCAAUCCAGCAGGGGCAUCUGUAUCAUGUGGACACACAACAUGUCUAGUUAAUGAAAAUAUUUUGAGCAAAAAGGCUUAGCAGGAGUUGUUUCUACACUUAUUGACUAAAUUAAAGUCUUAAAUGAGUGAGCAGAUGUUGAAGAUAAAAGUAUUACUUUUCAAAAGUCAUUAGAAUCACUUUUUGGGUCUGUUAAAUAAGACAUUUCUGGUAUAUGUAAAGUGUUGUUUAUUAUAUGUUUGUGUUGUGGUCAAGUGAGUACAUUGUAUCAGUGAAGCAAGAAACACUGAAAAUUUGAAUGACUACCCAGCAUAUUCACACUUGUACUGGUGCAUGAAUUUUGCAAUUUUAGGAAUGCUAACAGCACAGUAUUUAUGAUCAUCCAAAGUUUAAAAACAUGAAAAGUGUCAAGGAUAUCGUAAGGGGGUAAAAUUAUGUAAGAAACUGAAUUUGACAGUCUUGUUUAUCAAAGCCCCCAAAUGAUAUGUGACUUUUUUUUUUUUUACUUUAGACUCAGUGGAUCAAUCAUUUUCACACAGAAGCUAGUCGAUACGUGUAGGCGCACUCCUGCUUAGUUAUUUUGCUGAAGACAUUUUCGUAAAUUAUGCUAUUUUGAUUGAACGGGAACCUUAUCUUUUUGUUGUUUACUUGAAGUAAAGGUAGGGAAGAUGUUUAAUUUGUUAGUACAUGACUUGCAAUUGUAAUGUUUUGAGUGAAUUUGAGAAAAAGUAGGCAAAGGGAGUCCAUUAAAUGAUAUAAAUGAUUAAGGGGCACUAGAUUUCUUUAAAAAAUUACAUAGAUUCAACAUGUUUUCUGAAAGUAGAGAUUGUAAAUACUUUUAAAGUGCCAUGUUAUUGUGAAAAAUGUGUUGCUAUCAUUUUUGUCCACUUUGGAGAAACGUUAUGUUAUCUUCCUUUUCAGGUAUUUGUAUACAACUUGUACAAAACUUAUGUGGUAGUGCAAAUAUUUCUUUGGAAAAUAGGCAUUUUUUUUUUAUCAUGAGGAUUGUGCAGGAACAGUAAAGGCACAUUCCAGUACAAAAGUAUUUUCCCCUGCAUACCGAUAACUCUUUCCAGUUGAUCCCACACCUCUUUCUAGCUUGUAGACAACAGAAGAUGCAUUUUGUAUCUCUCUUAAAAAACAGUUCAACGAAAAGUACAAAUGAUUGCUUAGAAAAUAUAUUGUACUUCCAUCAUUGUGAGAAAUAUUGAAUGAUAGGUAAGUAGGAGAAUUGUGUGUUGAUUUCACAGUAAAGAGGUUGUUUAUGAGAAACUGUUGUGGUCCCCAGACCAGAGGGUCUCUUGUCGUGACACAUAUUUUACCGCAAAUGCGGUCUGCUUCUGUGUACCUUAAAACGUUAUCUACUGAUUUUUCUGAGUUCUUUGAUACCUAUAUGUUUGUUGACAUUGUUGGUUUUGACAGGGAUAUGAAACCCUUAGGUUUCCCUAGUAUGAUUAUCUGAUGUGUUUUGAUGCACGGAGAAGAGUUUUUACCUUCAGUGUGUUGAGAAAGUUUUAUGUUUCUUUGCUGGGCAAAGUGUUUGCUUGAGAUUAAAGCAGG
This is a messenger RNA of Lytechinus pictus (painted urchin), 6867 nucleotides long. RefSeq lists its product as uncharacterized. The transcript has 11 exons. Gene Ontology annotation, molecular function: protein binding. The record is from RefSeq and is a predicted model, not a curated record. Lineage: Eukaryota; Metazoa; Echinodermata; Echinoidea; Temnopleuroida; Toxopneustidae. The coding region runs from base 85 to 4074 and encodes 1329 amino acids.